Molecule: messenger RNA, 981 nt
Organism: Aspergillus bombycis
Lineage: Eukaryota; Fungi; Ascomycota; Eurotiomycetes; Eurotiales; Aspergillaceae
Exons: 4
Coding region: 1-981 (326 amino acids)
Source: RefSeq, a predicted model, not a curated record
AUGGGUCUAGACGGUGUACCGCAAGCCCAAGCCGUAACAGUGAGUCUCAACGACCUCAUCAAUGGCACCGUCUCCUUCGAAACCCUCACCGAAGCAUUCGGCCCCUCCUCCCUAGGCAUAAUCGUCGUCAAAGACCUCGACCCGGAAUUCCAACGGCUACGCACCCAAGUCCUCUCCAACGCAUCCUACCUCGCAGCCCUCCCCAACGACGAACUAGAAACCCUAACCAGCCCAUCAGCAAAAUACCUCGUAGGCUGGUCCUGCGGCAAAGAAACGCUACGAUCCGGCCACUUCGACACGCUGAAGGGAUCCUACUACGUCAACUGCGCAUUCUACCAGGACCCAUCACUGCAAGGCGCCCCAGCCGACAACUUCCCCGAUCUAUCCGAGUACACGGCCCCGAACAUCUGGCCGCCGGCAGAGCGACUGCCCACGUUCCGGCCAGCGCUGGAACAGCUCUGCACGCUUAUUAUCGACACGGCGGCGCUGGUGGCGAGGGCGUGUGAUCGCUACGCGACGGCGAAUAUCGACGGUUACAAGAGCGGGUAUUUGGAGCAUGUUGUGCGGACGAGUUUGACGACCAAGGCGCGGUUGUUGCAUUAUUUUCCUGCGGAGGGCGGCGGUGCUUCCGACGGAGAGGGCGAUGAUGACUGGUGCGCGACCCAUUUGGAUCAUGGGUGUUUGACCGGGUUGACUUCCGCGAUGUUUGUGGAUGAGGCUGCUAGUCCCCCCGCGGACGGAGCGGAGCUUGCUGAGUUGGGCGCUUCGCCGGAUCCUAAGGCUGGGCUUUAUAUUCAGUCCCGGACUGGGAUGUGGUUAAGGGCUGUGCCGCAUUUUGUUAAGGGCGCGAAACCUUCUGGGGGGAGGAGGAUCGCGAGAAAUACGCUGGCGGUGUUCACGCAGCCGAAUUUGGAGGAGGAGGUGGAGGGUGGGAAGAGUUUUGCGGAGUUUGCGAGGGAGGUCGUGGCGAGGACUUAUUAG